AUGGAACAACGGGAUAUGAAAACCGUUUUUCUGCUGGAUCGGAGCGCGAAAUUCGUGGAAAACUGUAACGAAACGUUCGAUGUCACAAUUCGAGAAGGCCCAAAACAGAAGAAACUUCAAUUCGAAAAAACCAUUUGGACGUGGUGCCUUGAGGGAAUCUUCGAAAUGCACAGAAUUCUGAGUGACGUCUAUCCACGUGGCACUCUACAGCUUCGAUUUGCCCUGGCGGACUUCAUGGGAAAGAUGUUGGAUACGCAGUGGACGGACGGAUUUUUGACUCGAGAAGAGCUCGGAGAACUCAUUGAGACUGUGAGCCGCCCGAGUGAGGCUAAUACUGAUAUUACACCAAUUGGUGGAUUGACUAUGGCCAUUGAAGCGUUGGCUGUGCAGUCGCCUGAACAGAGAAAUUAUAAUUAUGAUGUACGAUAUAGUGCAAACAAACGUACAGCUCAAAACUCGGAAGUAAUACGCGUGACACGAGAACUCAGAGGUCUUCCACCACUUCCAACUGUUCAAAACGCCGGAAAUUUGAUUAUGUACACCCGGUUGAAUACUCAAGAGGAAAUGGAACAAUUACAGACGGAGAUUGUCGAGUUAGUUGUGUCACGCAACAAAAUCGCCGACGCUCCUUCAAAUAAAACAUUCUGCCCAAUUACUUCUCUUCGCUUAUUCAUCGUGAAUUACUAUGCCACUGGAGACGAAUGUACAGUAAAAACUCAUUCCCUUCAAGCUCAUCCGGAUCUUCCACUGCUCAAAAUUUGGGUAAUCUCACGAAAAGCCGCGGAUAUGUGUGACGCGAUUCAUUCAUUGCUUGUUGAUGCAUUCGAUCUAGGAUCAACUACAGUAACCAAGAUCCCAAUGAAAGAAGACAAUCGAGGAUCUUCGAAUUAUGAUGUUGAGCUGUUUCAUUCGGGAAAAGUUCAUGCGAUGCUCAAGGAGAAUAACCUUAUCGAUACGGUGAGCAAAAAAGGCGACUCGGACAAGGGUGUAACUUACGAUACAAUGCGGCUCACCUGGACCACAGCUCCCAAGACAAAAUGGUCAUUGUUCCCAUACCACGGAGCAGCUGUCCCGUGUACUACGGCUCAAGCAUAUUCCCGCCCGUCAGCCUGCCUUACCCAAUUCGUUCGUGAUGGUCGAUGUGUGAUGCUUGAUUCGGAGAAAACUACAGAACUCGGAAUGAAUAUGCAUGAAAAACUUGUCUCACAUUUGCUUAUUGCGAAUCGUGGAAGAAUUUUUAUUCAGGAAAUUGAUUUCAUGCAGAAAAAAGCCGACCGAAUCGCUGGAAAACUGAAGCGUCCACGUGUGCUUCAUGCUCCGGAGGAUCCGAUUAAUAUGAACCAACUUCGGCACACUUAUAAGCAGCUCGAGCUCCGUUUUGUCGCCAAAAACCGCAUGGACGAUAAUUUGACAGAAAAAGAGACGGAGAAAUGGACAGGAUUGAAGAAUUCAGAUUUGAAGAAAAGAUUUCAACGAAUUUCCAAAAAUAUUCCAUGUUUCGCAGCGGAUACAUUUAUUUUCAAUGAGAAAGUUACACCAAAACUCGAGCCAUUAAUCAGUUUAAUCACAAAAACUACAUUAUCAGAAAAUGACGUGGAUAAGUGUAAACAAUGCAUUGUAACACUUUAUCAAAUGAAAAAUGAACGACAAUACGUGAUUUCACCGGAAUCUGACAUCAAAAUCAGCUCAGUUCGGAAUUUGAAGGAUCCAGAUGAACAAUUGAGAGUGACAUUUGUGGAGUUGGCUAAACAUAUCAUGAAAUAUGUUACUUUCUCUGAAAAACAUAAGGAGAUUUAUAAGACCUAUAUGACUACAUUGAAUGUUGAUAAACUGUUGGAAGUUGAUUUGGAUGAUGAUGAAGCUGUUGAUAAAAUGUUCGUGAAAUUCUCAUUUUUUGGAAAAUCGGACACCGCUUCAAAAACCGAUGAAGAUGAAGAUUCCAGUGAUGAUGAAGACGAGGAAAUCCUUAAAAGUCCGGCAUUGAAGAAACUAUUUGGUUAUGUGGAUGCACGAGAUGAACGAAAAUAUGAAGAAUUAUAUGGUCAGGGAUUCAAAAAGAAGAAGCCUGAAGUCGAGGAGAAGCCGAUUGUUAUGGCAAAAGAGAUCAAAGUGGACAUAUUCUCGAAUAUGUGUGACAUGCUUGAAGUAAAAGAAUCGAAAAUUCGUCGAGAAUUCGUUGGCCGAGAAACGCACGGAAACAUUGCUCCACUUUACCCACAACUUGCCGAAAAACUGGAGAGACCUGCGAGCCCGGCUGCCACAGAACGAGGAACUGAACGGGUUCGGAAUACCGCUGAACGAGGAGGAUCCGGUACACCACCACCUGGUGGACGAAGAAAUUUCCAAUAAUUGAUCUCUUGUACUAUUUUUUUUCUGUUUUUUGAAAGAAAAUGCAGGGUUCUUUGUGUUGUAAUUAAAUGAAUCUUUGAAUUUUGCUGCCAUUAUUGAAAUUAUAGAUUUUUCGAAAACUAA
Messenger RNA from Caenorhabditis elegans, 2472 nucleotides. RefSeq names its product Protein asunder (gene ints-13). Gene Ontology annotation, cellular component: nucleus; perinuclear region of cytoplasm. Lineage: Eukaryota; Metazoa; Nematoda; Chromadorea; Rhabditida; Rhabditidae. The coding region runs from base 1 to 2349 and encodes 782 amino acids. The record is from RefSeq and is marked reviewed. The transcript is spliced from 8 exons.